Molecule: messenger RNA, 1119 nt
Organism: Microtus ochrogaster (prairie vole)
Lineage: Eukaryota; Metazoa; Chordata; Mammalia; Rodentia; Cricetidae
Gene: Gemin7
Product: gem nuclear organelle associated protein 7
Biological process (GO): spliceosomal snRNP assembly
Cellular component (GO): SMN-Sm protein complex
Molecular function (GO): RNA binding
Source: RefSeq, a predicted model, not a curated record
GGGUGGGAGGUGGCUACCCUGGGGCUGGAGGACACGCUUAGAAUUAGAAAGGAAGCUGACCUGCCCAUGGGCGCCUGCGAGGGAACAGAUCCGCCCUCUGGCUGCUUAUUCUCUGAAAUGGCCCAGUUUAUCGAAUUUGCACGGUGGUGGGAGUGGACAGUUAUCUCCUGGUGUGCGUGAACAAAUAAACACGUGCCUCCUCGCCUGGAAGCUCAGCCAAUUACUAUCCUGAUAACGCUAGGUGGACCUAAUGCCCUCCAAGCUGUAGCCCCUGGCUUGUCUUGAACUCACAGUGUGAUCCAAGGGCCAUGCAGACCCCGAUGCCCAUUCCUAUGCCAGUGCCAGUGCUCCGCCUCCCUCGGGGCCCUGAUGGCUUUAGCCGAGGCUUUGUCCCUGAUGGACGCAGGACCCUCCUGAGGCCAAAAGUUCCAGAAGUCGGAGGAGAAGGUCGUAUUCAAGACCCCCCAGAAUUGCAGGAACAGCGGGCCAGAGCCGCUCUCCGAGAGCGCUACCUCCGCAGCCUCCUAGCCAUGGUGGGGCACCCUGUGAGCUUCACGCUGCAUGAAGGUGUGCAUGUGACCGCUCAGUUUGGAGCCACAGACUUGGAUGUAGCCAACUUCUACGUGUCCCAGCUGCAGACUCCCAUAGGCGUGCAGGCAGAAGCCUUGCUUCGAUGUAGUGACAUCAUUUCCUAUUCCUUCAAGCUGUAAAGAUGGGUGUCUCCCUGGUAGGCAUUGCCACAGUAUCCUCGGUCUCCAGCUGUUCUUGGGCCACAGAGCUCUCCGCACCUUCCCAGACUUCCACAUCCAGCUCCAAGGAACUCUAGCUUCACUCCAAACAGACACCUGGUGCAGCGUGCUGAUAAUCCCAGCUCUCAAGAGCCUGUGGUGGGAAGAUUGGAAAUUCAAGGCCAGUUCAUGCUACAUUGGGACUUGACUGUACAUUCUAGAUCUCAUUUAUUAAAAGUACCGGACUACCUCAGAACAUUGAACUUCACAGCAACAGGGCCCCGAGGCUAGUCCCUAAGGCCAGGGUGGGGUGGGAUGUGGGUGGGCACUGAAGAGCUCUGAAGCUGCUUCUCUAUCUCCCCUCCUGCCAAAGAAACCAUCAUCCAAUGAA